Messenger RNA from Scomber scombrus (Atlantic mackerel), 495 nucleotides. RefSeq names its product cytochrome c oxidase subunit 7A2, mitochondrial (gene cox7a1). The transcript is spliced from 4 exons. The coding region runs from base 112 to 354 and encodes 80 amino acids. Gene Ontology annotation, biological process: mitochondrial respirasome assembly; mitochondrial electron transport, cytochrome c to oxygen; regulation of oxidative phosphorylation. Lineage: Eukaryota; Metazoa; Chordata; Actinopteri; Scombriformes; Scombridae. The record is from RefSeq and is a predicted model, not a curated record.
AUUCAGAUACUUUUAUACUGAGUGUGUAGUUGGUGUGUGUGUAGUUGUGUGUGUGUGUGUCCUUGUCAGGGUGAAGGGAAAUCUGCAGCUCGUCUUCACAACGCCACAGACAUGAAUCGCCUGCUGAAAGUUCCACUUCUGGCCAGACGUGCCUUCAGCACCUCGACCAGACAGCUGAUCAACAGAGUCCCAGAGGCCCAGAAAGUCUUCCUGGCGGACAAUGGGUUGCCUGUCCACAUCAAGGGAGGAACCUCUGACGUCAUAAUGUACCGGAUGACCAUGACGAUAACCCUCGCAGGAACCUGCUACUCUGUGUACUGGCUGCUCUACGCCGCGAUGCCUCGUAAGAAGUAGAAGAAGAGUAGAGGCUCGGUCUACUGCAUGCAGCCGGACGCUCGGCUCCAUCUAACACUAAUGUUUGAUGUGUACAUUUCUUUGAUUUCGUCAUCAUGACUCACCUGAACCUGUAAAACCUGAUAAAAGACUUUAAAUCAA